This is a messenger RNA of Labrus mixtus (cuckoo wrasse), 1533 nucleotides long. RefSeq names its product golgi reassembly stacking protein 1a (gene gorasp1a). Gene Ontology annotation, cellular component: Golgi apparatus. NCBI's taxonomy places the organism in Eukaryota, Metazoa, Chordata, Actinopteri, Labriformes, Labridae. Bases 106 to 1533 code for a protein of 475 amino acids. The transcript is spliced from 9 exons. Gene Ontology annotation, biological process: Golgi organization. The record is from RefSeq and is a predicted model, not a curated record. Gene Ontology annotation, molecular function: protein binding.
UUUAGACUACAGACAAAGAUGGCCGCGGACUGUCAGGCGAAAUAAUUCUCACUCUCUUGUGAUUUUCUUCUAAUAUUGGCCAAUUUUCGACAGUUUCUUGAAGAAAUGGGUUUAUCACAGAGUUCAGAAGUGUCCGAGGGAGGGACGUAUGGAUACCAUGUGCACAGCGUGCAGCCCAACUCCCCUGCAGAAAACGCUGGACUGCAGCCCUUCUUUGACUUCAUUCUGUCUCUGGACAACAGAAGACUGAAUGAGGAAAAUGAGCAGCUGAAGGAGAUUCUGAAAGCCAGCGUGGAGAGAGCAGUGAAGAUGGAGGUGUACAGCACUAAAACCCUGACGCUUCGGGAGCUGGAGGUCAUGCCCAGUAACUUGUGGGGAGGGCAGGGUCUGCUUGGUGCCAGUGUUCGCUUCUGCAGCUACCAAGGAGCCAACGAGAAUGUUUGGCACGUGCUGGAUGUGGAGGCCAGUUCUCCUGCUGGACUGGCAGGGCUUCAGCCUCACACUGACUACAUCGUUGGAGCAGAUCAAGUGAUGCAAGAUUCGGAAGACUUCUUCUCGCUGAUCGAGGCGCAUGAAGGGAAGCCCCUGAAGCUGCUGGUGUUCAACGCACAAACAGACACCUGCAGAGAGGUGGUGGUCACACCUAACGGAGCGUGGGGCGGAGAGGGCAGUUUGGGUUGUGGGAUUGGCUAUGGCUACCUGCAUCGAAUACCUGCAAACCCUGAAGUAUCCACGGCAACACCGCCCCCCCCUGUUCCUGAGGUUCAACCCUCUCCAGAGCCGCCGGCUCAUGGAUUCAUGGAGACACCUUUGAUUGCACCUUCAUACCAAAGUGAUGAUGUAGUAGAGCUGGAGCAGGUCAACCUCCAGGAAGCUCCUCUACCUCCCCCUGUGCAGAGAGUCAUGGACCCCGGUUUCUCCGACUCUGAGGGGGCGUUGAUGAACCCUGACCCGUCAGACCUCAUGGACAGACUGGAUUUGUCCAUGUCGUCCAUCGACAUGACCAACACCUCACUGGCCAUGCACGAGGAGAAGGAAGGUGACAUCUCUGGUGUUGAUGUGCUGGAGGACAGCAUGCUGGUAACAUCAUCAGCAGACCAGACACAAGAGCUGAGCUCUCAGGAGGUCAUGGACCUCUCCUCUGCUCUCUCUGCCAACGACACGUUGUCAGAUUCAGGCGUCCCACCAGCUGAAACGUCUCACCUCAUCUCUGAGGCCUCAGAAUCGUCUGUCUCUUUGUGUGAGACCAGCGGUAGUCCACCUGUGGGUGAGACACCUCUCCCUGCUGAGGCCCCCGAGCCUAAUGCUGAGCCCCCUGUCUCAUCUGAAGACCCUCGCUGCCCUUCCCCAGUCGACCUCCUCCAAUCCUCUGAUGUGACCGAGCCGACAGUGGACGAUUCUCUUGCCCAGGCCAUCGAGGAAGCAACAGGGCCAGAGGAGGAGGAGUCAGAAGAGCCUCUAGAUUCAGCUCCUGCUCACCACUGCAGCCAUGAGAGUGAUGAGGAGGAAGCAGAAGAGCAGCAUCUUGAGUAA